Molecule: messenger RNA, 3290 nt
Organism: Pararge aegeria (speckled wood butterfly)
Lineage: Eukaryota; Metazoa; Arthropoda; Insecta; Lepidoptera; Nymphalidae
Product: hypoxia-inducible factor 1-alpha-like
Exons: 12
Coding region: 40-3021 (993 amino acids)
Biological process (GO): cellular response to hypoxia; regulation of transcription by RNA polymerase II
Cellular component (GO): nucleus; cytoplasm; transcription regulator complex
Molecular function (GO): protein dimerization activity; RNA polymerase II transcription regulatory region sequence-specific DNA binding; DNA-binding transcription factor activity, RNA polymerase II-specific
Source: RefSeq, a predicted model, not a curated record
ACUGUUUUAAUAGUUCAUUUACGUCAAAAUCAAACAAAUAUGUUUGUGAACGGCGAACCGAUCAUACAGCGAUGCCCAGUUGUCGGUAAUUUCGAAGAGACAGGAUGGAAUCUGCAGUGCCCCAUGGUUAGUCAGUGCUCUAGACAGCCAGUGAACAAUUUAUGCAAUUACGAUGUGUACAAUGGCUACAGUGAUAUAUCAGUGCAGUGCUAUAAUAGAACUAAUUAUGUUCAGGAUAAUGUACUAACACAACAGUACUAUCAACAAAAUGUUGCGUAUACUCAACCGGUUCAGCAUUAUCAAACCAAUCUUAGUUGCCAUCAAAUACAAGGAAAACAAAAUGUUUAUACUCGACCGGUAACGGAGUUUCAGACUACCCUACCUUGCCACCAAAGGCCAGAGUGGGAUUACAAUAGCAUGUGCUAUAACGUCGAUGGGCAAGCAUGUCAAUACACUGACGUGGUUGAUCUAGAAGAUUUUAUGAACAAUGAGAAACGCAAGGAGAAGUCGCGCGUCGCGGCUCGAUGUCGUCGCACCAAGGAAAUGCAGAUCUUCUCCGAGCUGACCGCCGCGUUGCCGGCUAAGAAAGAGGAGGUUGAACAGCUGGACAAAGCCUCUGUCAUGCGUCUAGCUAUCUCAUACCUACGGGUGCGAGACGUCGUGUCCAUGCUGCCCGAAGACAAAGAAGCACCUAAAUUGCUGAGUCCUAAAGGUUUAGAGGAGGUGCAGUCUGAACUUUCAUACAUGAAGGCAUUGGACGGUUUCGUCCUGGUGCUGUCGCAGCAAGGCGACAUCGUGUACUGCAGCGAGAAUAUUGCAGAUCAUCUCGGAGUGUCGCAGAUGGAGAUAAUGGGCCAAAGUGUGUUCGAGUUCAGCCACCCAUGCGACCACGACGAGAUUCGCGAGUCUUUACGCCCGGGCAAAGACGGGAGGCGCGACUUACUUCUACGCCUCAAAUGCACCCUCACCAGCAAAGGAAGGAAUGUGCAUCUCAAAUCGGCUUCUUAUAAGGUGAUCCACGUAACGGGCCACAUGUUAACCCCAACCGAAGAAAAAAUAAAGGAGCAGGACGUCGGCUCUGAUUCAGAGGAAGAUAAAAAAGAAGUUAAAAAGUGCAGCAGCACAGGAGCGUUGGUCGCCGUUGGCAGGCCGAUACCGCAUCCCUCCAAUAUCGAGACCCCGCUGAACAACAUGACCUUCCUCACUAAACACAACUUGGACAUGAAGUUCACUUAUACAGACGAAGGGUUAAUGAACAGCUUGGGAUACGAGUUCGAAGAACUGGUUGGUCGUUCUCUAUACGACUAUCAUCACGCUGCCGACAGUGCUGCCUUGGCACAGCAUUUCAAAUCAUUGUUCUCAAAAGGACAAUGCGAGACUGGGCAGUACCGCUUCCUCGCCAAGACCGGCGGCUACGUCUGGGUUCAAACUCAGGCUACUGUCAUCACAGACAAACAGCAAAAGCCGAUCAGCGUGAUAUGCGUCAACUACAUCAUCAGCGGUAUCGAGUUCAAAGAUGAGGUGUUUGCUGCACACCAAGUGCAGCACGCGGAUCUGAAGCCAAUAGUGGCUCCGAUCGCUCCUGCACCUGCCCAACCACAAAUCUGCGUAAGCUCUGAGCCACCUAACGGUGCUAUAGUGGGCAUAGUUGUCCCCGAAGAGGAGCGUCCUAUACCCGUUACAGAGCAAAUAUUUGUACCCAGAAAGAAAGAAAUGAACAAAGGAUUUCUCACGUUUUCUGGAAACGACGGACUUACAAGUGAGUGGCACUUGAACAGCAAAAGCUUAGUGCUUAAAGAAGAGCCUGAUGAUCUGACGCAUUUAGCACCGACGGCUGGUGAUGCUUGUAUUUCCCUGGAGAACAGUCCUUUCGAUAUGUUCGAUGAUUUUAUGUUAAACGACAAUUAUUGCAGUCUACUUGGUGAUGAUUUGGCAAAUGGAUCCCCUGUAGAUUCUUUGAUAGCAGACUCUUUACUGUCGUCCCCUGAACCACAGGAAACCGAAUCAUCAUGUGAACAGUCGUCACUCUUAACGGAACUUUCAUUAGAUGCGUUCGACAAUAACCGUUCAGAUAAUGACAUUGACGAUGGAAACUCACCGUUUAUCCCAAUCACCGAUGAGCUCCCGCUAUUGGAACCGGCAGUCAUGUGGGGGGUUCUUCCGGAUAAUGUCAGUCAAGCAAAACCACAACCAUCUGAAGUGCAAACUUCGGCACCAGCACUGCAACGUUUACUGGCAGCACCCCCGACUGGGCCGCCUCCCCAGGACAUUAUUACAAACAUAUAUUCAGAUCCAGGUCUAAUUCCGAGCAGAAGUAUUUCUUCGUGGGACACGCGUGUAAAGAGGGUGAUGAAGCAGGAAGAAGAGCCGAUUGCGAAACGUGCCAAGCGUAGUCCAUCCCCGGCAGUACCGACUGCGAGCACACCGUCCUCAAGCGUCCUCAUGAACCUCUUGGAUAUACAUCCGCAAGCGAAGAAGCAGAUCCGUCAACAGCUUCGCUCCAACUAUCAAAUGUUCGCCAACAAAAACAUCCCGGUUCCCGUCAUAAACAUCAUACAGUCGGCGCCGAAUGCACAGAUGCGUACCAAUACACUCGUAUCUAACACCCCAAUACGUACAAGUGUAGCGAGCAACGUAAUGUCUCCACUAAGUUUAAACGUGGGUAGUCCAAUGUAUUCACUACCAUCGAGCCCAAACACUCCGUGUUACAGCCCAGCUAUAAGUCCGGCGCAAAAGGAUCGCGUGUUAAGCCCCUAUUCCACUCCCCAAUCCUUAUCACCCGCCGGCAGUUAUCAAAUGUACAGUCCAAAUAGGCUUCUAUCACCGUCUGGCGUUAUGCAAGGCUACGAUCCAUAUCUUAAUAACAAGAUGCAAACGAGUCCAAGCUUUCGUGUCCAAUCGUCGGAAAUGCUCCUCGAUUCCAACCUGCCGCUAGCCUCUACGGAUUUUUGGCCCGACUCGGAAAUGUUGCAAGACCCAAGCGACUUGCUCUCAGCAUUUGACGACGUUAAACUAGCUUAAAAAUUUCGAACGGAUGAGUGAUUGGAGAGUGAUUUCUCGUUUCCGUUGGAUGAUUGUGGGAGGAUAUGAAUACUGUCUUAGUUUAUCUAUUGAAAGCGUUACGGUAUCUCAACUUGUUUUUCAUAAAACUGGGUUUUGUCUCAAAUUGUUCAAAACUUCACACAAACAUUCCAAGAGUUUUAUACAUUAGUGGCGAGCGGGUGAGAAUAAUAUACAACGUGUAAAUGAAAACAGAAAUAAUACUUUACUUUACAUCAUUUAAUGUCUCU